CGUUAUAUCAUAGCAAGCUAACUUUUGGUCAUAUAUCUCUCUCUCCAUCUAGCCAGAUACACAGAGAACAAUGAAGAUCACUAAAAUGGCAUCUUUUGCGGUUUUCUUUUGCACUUGUUUUAUCAUUACUACUGGUUUGUUAAAUGCAGAAAAGGUGUUCAAAGUUGGGGAUGAGUUAGGAUGGCAAGAACCUGGACAGAACAGCUCUGCCGUGUACACUCAGUGGGCUACAAGGAACAGAUUCCAAGUUGGAGAUUCUCUCUCGUUCGAGUAUAAGAAUGAUUCAGUCAUUGAAGUAGACAAGUGGGGUUACUAUCACUGUGACGGUAGCAAACCUAUCGUUGCCUUCAACAAUGGUCAUGGCGUGUUCAAGCUUGACAGGCCAGGGCCUUUCUACUACAUCAGUGGAACCCCAAAUCACUGCAUGGGUGGCCAGCGUUUGCUAAUUGAAGUGAUGGGUCUGCACCACCAUUCUCCUCUUACUGCAACUCCACCAGCUGGGCAGCUAGCACCAUCCCCACAACCAAGUUCAGGAGUAUUUGUCUCAGUGACACUUGGUUCAUUGUCAACGCUUCUUAUGGGCACAUUGAUUGCUUUGUUAUGGUGUUCACCAUAACCUAUUUAAUUUCCUUCUCAGCUAUUAUUAUUAUUAUCUAUAGGUUGGUUUUCUUGCUUUAAUAUAUGAUUUCAGCUGUUGUAGUCAUGUGUUUGAGCGUUUGUCUUUUGAUUCAUUCGUUGCAUAUUGGACAAUGUUGGAUUUAAUAUGCUAGGAGCUGUACUUUGAUUAUUUUCAAGACAUGCUAUUGUUAUUGAAUUUCACGCAUUUGAUUAGUU
Populus euphratica (Euphrates poplar) is the source of this 834-nucleotide messenger RNA. RefSeq names its product mavicyanin-like. The transcript has 2 exons. NCBI's taxonomy places the organism in Eukaryota, Viridiplantae, Streptophyta, Magnoliopsida, Malpighiales, Salicaceae. Gene Ontology annotation, molecular function: electron transfer activity. The record is from RefSeq and is a predicted model, not a curated record. The coding region runs from base 71 to 616 and encodes 181 amino acids. Gene Ontology annotation, cellular component: plasma membrane.